UGUUUGUUACAAGAAAAUUCUGUCGAAUGACGAAUUUUGAGCAAUAUUGUGUAUUUGUUUUAAUAAUUAUGUUGAUUCAAGCAAUACUUUACAAAAUUAAGGAGACACUUUAUCUAAGUAAAUAUAAAAAUUGAAAUUUCUGCAACGAUCGAUUUACGAAAUCAGGAGCGGAAGAAUAAGCGUACGCCUGCGCCACGUCCUGUACGUAAUCUGUUAUUUCAAGUACUCGUGCGAAGCGUACAGUAUUAGAAAUUAAAUAUGUAGUUCAAUUUUUACCAGAUUUUUCAUACAACAUCUUAAAAGUGAUUGCAUAAAACGUUGCACGAAAGAUUUUAGCAAAAAUGCGCAACAAUGAAGGAUCAGUGUUGUACUUGUUACUAGUAUUAAUCUUAUGCGCAGAAGUAUGUAUGACAAACGCGAGACAUUUGAUUAAAAAGAGAAAUUAUAGCGAUCAAAGCGUGAGAGGUUAUUUGGCAGAGCGGACUUGUUGGUGGAAUGAGGUCUGCAAAGAAGAAUUUCACAGCAAAUUCCGCUGCCGUUGUCCAAGAUGGUCCUAUUGUCGUGCUCCUGGCAGAUAUUACGACGCUCAUUGCAGUAUAACACGUACAGGCUACAUUUGGACUCAACCAGAAACUUCGUUGACGCUCGAAGUUAAUAAAUGAGUCCUUUUUGUAAAUUCUUCUUUGAUCGCACUUAUCCAAAGAUCAAUCAAAAACUAGUACAGUAGGAUCCCAACUACGCGAGGGAUAAGGCUGUUUGGAUGAGAGAAUUUACGGAUAAUAGAACAGUUACUCUCCUGAUGUUCACUUUUACGUAUGUAUUAAAAAAAAAAAAAAAAAAAAAAAAAAAAAAAAAAAAAAAAAAAAAACGAGAGAAGGGAAGAACAUAAAUAUCAAUAAUAGCAAUACAAACAAUGAUAUUAAAUAUAAUUCUAUUAAAGAUUUAUGGGCCCGAAGUUCUUUUAGCUGUUAAAUCACACAACUUUUUUAGCAGAUCUAAUUCGGUAAAGUUACAUUCCAUUUGUGACUGCUACCAUCUUAACUCUAUUUCUAACGCUUCAAAUAUGUACUUGGAAACGUUGAGGAAUAUCAUUGUCAUUAUAUUCAUGUUUCAUUUCAUUGCCCGAAAUACACGUAAUAUUAGUAUCAUGGCCAAUCGAAGAAGAUUCAUCACAUUGAAACCAUUCUAUCAGGUCGGCAUUAUCAUAACCUCUAUCAGUUCGACGGAAAACUAACUAUUAUACUAAGAAGAAAAUUAAUUUAACGUUGAAUUUGCUUUAAACACUCGAAAACAUUUGAACAUGUUAAUGGUAAAUCAUGUAAAAGUGAUAUUUUCUAACUUGCUUUCCUUAAAAAAUUUCAUUAUUUAACUCGCCUCUUAAAAGCUUUUAUACGCAACGACAACUUUCAAACACAACGAUCAAUUGCAUUCAACGACGCAGAUUUCCAAGCGAAGCUCGAAUGUGCAUAUAUUUAUCUUCUAUUCUCAACGAAACACUUUACACUGUUGCCGGUUGAUUUUGUUAAUUCUAUAUUAGGCGUUUACAGUAAUUAUAAUAAGUAAUGUAAUGUUAAAUAUAUUGAAUAUUAUAUUUAUAUUGUAUACUAUAUCGUAUUUCGAUGCGCAAUAUCAUUAUGUAUUUUAAAUUACCUUUUGCAUACAUUUUAUUGAAUGUGUAUUUUAAGACCAACAUGUGUAUGCAUAUUAGUUACAUGUUUAAAUCAUACACCCAUAAGUAUCUAAAUGUUAUAAUUCAAUUAAUUAUAUUAAAAGAUGUAUUUUUGUUAUCCGUGAAUAUAUUAUCAACGUAUCCAUACUAUGGGAUAAACUAAUUUCAAAUAUAAUUAUCAAGUUAGACACAGUUUUAAGUAAUGUAAUUAAGAAAGGCAAAAGACUUAGAUAAAAAGAUUUAUUUGCUAAUACUCAGUCAAAUAUUCUUUUAAUUUAUUUAAUUUUGCUAUUUAAUCGUGACACAUAAAACGUAUUCUUCAAAUGUAUGCAUAGAAUGUUUACAAUAAAAAUUAUAAUAAAGUACAGUAAAAUUUGAUGCAAAAUGUUUGUCGAAUGCAUUAUCUGAUAAAUCUUAUUCUUUGUUUCGGUUACAUUAUUAAUUAUAUACAUUAAUUUAUAUGCUAUUACUUGAUUAAAACUUUACUUACUUUACACCAGUGCCUAGCAUAACGUACUAAUUGACUCGAAAUAGAAGAUGAGAAAACUAAAAAUUAAUCAUCCGAUGACUAGUGCUUUGCAAGAAAUUAAUAAUAAAUAGAAAUUAAUUUACGUAGAAUGUAAUUUAAAUUAAUAAUAAUUUUAAUAAAUUAAAAAUUGAUAUAAGCUGAAUGUAUAUACACGUUAAAAAUGAUAAUUACUCAUUUAACGUCAUAUAAAUAUUAAUUUUAAAUAUUAUAAAUAUGUAUAUAGUACGUUUCUAAAAAUAUAUAAUCUUUUACAUAUCGAUAUCCUUUCAUCGUAUAUGUAUGAUAAAAACUAAUACCUACAUAUAUUUUCAUGUAACAUAUGGCAAUCUUAUUUUUCUAAUACAUCGUCGAAUUACAUUAUUUUUCACGUUGCAUGAUUCUUCGUGUGUUCUCUUAUAUUAUUUUUGUGUUUUAUAUUAGAUAAUUUACUUUAUCAUUUAUAUACAAAGAGAACAAUAAAAAUAUUGCUAGUGAAUUAUUAAUCAACGUGACAAUAUUAUUUUAAUUGUAAUCAGGCAAGAUGAAAUUGACUGCUUCAGAUGACGUUGUGGGACAAGUCAUGAAUUCGUUGUUCCAAAGUAGUCAAUUUUUUUCUCAUACAAUUUUUCGUAUUAAAAAAGGUAUGCACAAGCGUCUUAGGAUAUUAAAGUAACCGAGAUACACGAAACACCCUGUAUUAAUUAACAAUACAUAUAUCCUUUUCUAGAAAAGUAAAUGAGACCUAAAUUAAUGCUUGAAAUAAGUAAUAUAAGUGAUGUAGAAAUCAGCUCCUAUAAAAUAUAUUACAGCUUUACACAUGAUUUCUGUUACAAGUUAUUUGAAGAAGAAAAGUUCAUAUACAUCAGUUAUAUAAGAAUAUACAUUAACUCAUAUGAUCUUUUUUCAUUAAUCAUUCUUAUGCAUGAUAUAUAUUUUUAGAUAGAUUUAGAUUUUAUAUUAUACAAUUACAUAGCAAAAUAGUAAAUCUUAGAGUAGCUGUACUGCGUCAUAUAAUUUGUACUAUACCAAUGAUUAAAUAAUGAGAAUUAUUAUAUACAAUUGCACAUAAUCACGUUAAAGUAGUUAACGAUUUUAAAAAUAUUGAAGAUCUGGUUCCAAAAACUAGAAAUUAGUCUCCCUUAUUGCAUUCAAUUCCAUGUUUACUAGAUAUUUUUGGAUAUUUUUGUUGGAAAUAUGAGAUCUCUUAUGCCUCUUUUUGAUAGAGUUUCAUAGACCUACGUUUUUUGAUUCCCGAUAAAUCAUAUAAGUUUAAAAUCAAAAUAAAGAAAGAAGAAGAACAAAAAUUUGAACUUUACAAACAUUUCUAAAUU
Molecule: messenger RNA, 3508 nt
Organism: Bombus huntii
Lineage: Eukaryota; Metazoa; Arthropoda; Insecta; Hymenoptera; Apidae
Exons: 3
Coding region: 342-662 (106 amino acids)
Source: RefSeq, a predicted model, not a curated record